Molecule: messenger RNA, 3102 nt
Organism: Exophiala dermatitidis NIH/UT8656
Lineage: Eukaryota; Fungi; Ascomycota; Eurotiomycetes; Chaetothyriales; Herpotrichiellaceae
Exons: 2
Coding region: 832-1638 (268 amino acids)
Source: RefSeq, a predicted model, not a curated record
CAUUCACCGAUUCGAAUGGUCUAGGAUCAAGAUCCAUGUUGGCUUCGAUUAAGUGCUUUUGAACGCUUUGUGCGGGAUUAGCAUCGAACCGCUGGGACUGAAACAGCAAGCAGACUAAGAGGGUUUGAGCUCGUCGGGAGGUCGCUCUGGGACACGACGCUGGUGGGAUGUCAUGAGAGCAGUUAGGCGGAUCGGGCUCUUCGCAUCAGGGCCCCUGGAGACGGUAAGCGAAGUCGCGAUCGGGGUUUGCGUAGUAUAUAAAGGGACAGAAUGACAAGUCAAAUAUUGACAGCUCUACAGAAGCGAGCGUCUACUGAGCAAAAGGAACCAGACGUACGUACGACGUGACUCUGGAGAUGGUGGUUGUGGUGUGGUUCAAGUUAGGACACGCCAAAUGACGCAGCCAGCGCAGGUUCAAGACACAGAAUCGCGGCGAUUCACGGCUCAAAAACCACCAAUCUUUUAGCAACAAUUCAACAGUCGUAUUGCUGUCGCUUGUUCUUAUUGCUGGCAUCGUAUUUGGGCGAGCCGAAGUAUAUCCCGGGCAACUAUCGUUUCAUCCUCGACCGAAUACUGCAAACGCCACAACAUCCCCUCGUCCCUGGCCAUCCGCCGGUCCUAUGCAUCAACUGCGGACCGGUCUCCGCAAGUAGACGGAUACUGAACAGGUCUGCCAAAUUAUUGUUGUUGUCCUACCUUGGGUCAGGUGCAGAUUGCGUUACACGGCAGCAAGCGAUCUGAUGCGGAACUGUCUGACCCAACCGUCGCUGCCAUCCACGAACUCGAUCGUUCCUUUCUUUUUUCCCUUUCCCGGGCUUCGGCAACGCCACAAUGGAUUUACUUGCUACAGUCCGCAAGGAAGGCUCGCGGGGUGGCCGCGGCGAGUUCAAAUGGUCCGAUGUGCAGGCUUCCUCCCACCGUGAGCAUUAUCUGGGCCAUUCCCUGAUGGCCCCAGUGGGCCGCUGGGCAAAAGGUCGCGAUCUCAACUGGUACGCUAAAGCCAGUAGCGACGCAGAUGGAGAUGAAGACGCCGCCGCUAAGGCUGCAAGAGAACGCAAGGAAGAGAUCCAACGAGUGAAACAGGCUGAAGAGGAUGCAAUCGCGCGAGCCCUUGGCUUGCCUGUCGCACCCCGGAACAACCCCAACAUGGAAGAAUUAGGCGCCCACCGCGAGGUUGGAAAUGUUUUGAAGGGGGCCACAGAAGAGAGUGAGGCCACAGGCUCGCGGGGUUUGGGCUACGGGCGCAAUACAGGGGUACCAGAAGCCCAAGGGUUGGAACCGGCAGUUGAACGAUUGGAGGGCACUGGGCGCGACCAGGGUAAAGAGCUGCAGUAUGCAUUGAAGGAAUACAAACGACGCCACGGCGGGGAGAAGCGUCGAAGCCGCAGUCGAAGCCGAGAUCGCCAUCGAGAUCACGAUCGCAGGCAUAGGCACAGAGAAGACGGUCACCGAAGGAGUCGUCGCCGGUCACCGUCAACGGAGAGGGAUCGCCAUACACAUAGGCGGUCAAGAUCGCCCUCAAUUGAACGACACCGCCACCGACGGCGAGAGAGAUCAAGGAGCAGAUCUCCUGGGCAUCGGCGCCAUGAUAGAUCGCGCAGUGAGCGUGACAGCGAAAGACGACGCGAGAGACAUUGAAAAGCCAUGACGUUACAUUGCAUCUGGACAUACUACCCAAAGCGUAGACCUAGGGAUGCAUCAAAGACAUCGGUUUCGACAUCUCCUAUCUCAACAUUGGCAAGAUUUGAGGGCCGUCCCGCACUUGGACCCUGCUUCGCAAUAUCGGCCGAUGCGCUGGUUUCUGCAAACUCCUCGAGCUCUUCACUCACAGUCUUCAGCUUCUCCUUGACGCUAGCAACUCCCUCCCACCCGACAAUGUGCCUUGCUGGUGGAUUUUCAUGGCCGCCUAUCGCCGUAAGGGCAUGGACGGUUUCGGCGAGCAACUUCUCCGUGUGGGCAUCACUGAGAGGAGGAUAGAGGCUGACCACUUCAUUGCGGCUUAGCAGAUAGGGCCCGCUCUCCCUUUCAGCCUCGGAAGACGGGGUGUGUAUUUCAUGCCCUGGUGAUUGCGGGUACUGUGCGCGUAUGCCAGGUAGUCGGUUGAGCAGACCAUCCAGAAUCCCACGAAACAUGGGGGCCGUAUGGCCCGAUUCGCGGGCGUAUUCCUUCAUGGGCGGCGCCGAGGUGAUUUUGUUGGUCAGGAUGCCAAUUUCCACGCUGGACUGGACAAUGGUCAGCUUGAUGUUGAAAGGAGCAAUUUCAUACGCCAUGCUGUCGCAUAUGCCUUCCAGCGCCCAGCCCGCGGAACAGUACAUGCUCAACCCGGGAGUUCCCAGAUGGCCGUGGAUGCCUGUGAGCACUAUUAUAUGGCCGUUCAUCUUGGAUCGCAUCUCCGGGAUGACGGCCUUGAUGAUAUUCAGGGGCCCGAAGAAGUUCUUCUCGAAUUGGGCGCGCACAAGUGACAAUGUUUGCUGACUAGUGGAGAGCUCCUCGACCGUGCCCACCACCGCCUCACUUGUACAACACAACAAGAUGUCGAUCUUUUUGAAUGUAUGCACGGCCUCGGCCACUGCUGCUUGACAUUGAUAAACGAUUCUGCAGCUUGCUAAUUAAUCAUGGGGUGCCCUAAGCAGAGCAGCAGGACAGGACAGGACGCAAGAGCGUAGGAAACGACAUAUGUAAUGGCGAUGGAAUGCAUACCUGAUGUCGAGUGGGAUGAUCUUCAUGCGAUCCUUCCACCCAUUCUCCCGUACAACCUCGGACAAGAAUCGUUUGAACUGCUGACUCCGGGGGCUGUCGCUCUCAAAUUCGGAUUGAUUGAUUCCAGACACGACGUAGUCGCCAUGAUCGAGGAUCUGGCGUGACAAUGAAAUGCCGACGGGAGAAUCCCCCGCGGUAAUCAACCACACUCGGGGCGCAUUAUGUGUAGGGAAUUGAGGCGUAGGCGUGGGCACCGACCCUCCUCCACUGGCCAUGGCAGAACCUUAGAAAUGGUCCAUACUCGUGUAAUCAACCGGACAUGCUGUUAACUUUGGUGAGGCGAGCAAUGUUGAUUUGAGGAUGCCAUCAAACAAAUAGAAGCAUCACACUCUCGGCGACGAC